AUGAACAGUCUUUUCUCAAGUCCAAUGUCAAUUGCUGACAUUAGUGAUUUAUUCGGAAAACUUGAUAAGAAUCAUAAUGGUCUUGUAUCACAAAAAGAAAUUAAGGCUUAUCUAAAGUCAAAUUCUACUAAAUAUAACAAUAAGGAGGUUAGGGAAUUCGUUAGCAAAAUUGAUGACAACUCGGACGGUCAAAUUAGUUUGGAAGAACUGACUAAAGCUUUAUCAGGAAAUUUAGAUAUUUCCAAAGUGUGUCAUCUAAAGCCACGAUAA
Molecule: messenger RNA, 270 nt
Organism: Schistosoma margrebowiei
Lineage: Eukaryota; Metazoa; Platyhelminthes; Trematoda; Strigeidida; Schistosomatidae
Source: the annotation of a GenBank genome assembly